GAAUUCCUUGCCAACUCAUUUGUGGUGCUCCAUGUCUUCUUCGUAUCGUCUGAGAGAUGAUGUCAACAUGGCCAUACUCCGUACAGUCAUCCACCGCGCAUCCUUCGUCCACGUCCACAUCGAGGCAUACGGAGUAUCAUGUAGAAGUAUGUGCGGACGAGUCUGGAAAUGGUCUCCAGGCCCAACGGCGUCUCCUGGUGCCACUGCACUGACAGAAUCGGCUAGCCUCACUAGCCUCACUAAUCUCUCCUCCCCUGUGCACCACCCAUCACCCAAUGACCCAUCACACAUUGACCCUAGCCCCUUCCCCUGGCCCCUGACACGUUCCUGCCCUGGUUGCUGUCGACGUCGCCCUUUUCCAGCCAAUGAGCAGCCGGUGGUCGCUGGUCCAUCACAUCAGCAUUUCCUGGUUUCCCCGUCCGAUAACAUCCAUCGUUCCUCCGCACGGCUUUGUACUCGAUACCGUCCACGGGUCGUGUGGGUGCUAGUGCUGCCAGUUUCCUAGGGAGUCUCGCCAGUCCAAGUGCAGCUACCGUAAUUCAAUUCUCUCAUAUUGACAUAUUGUCCGUCUCCUUCCCAACUUCUUCCACCUUCCUUCUUCCUCCCCUCCCCUCGCAUCCGUCGACAUAAAUCUCGAGUGCAUCUUGCAUACGACACGGCCACUGCAACCUGCAACCUGCCUAUCAACGCACCGCACCGCACCUCUACCGUCACGGCUUGGGCGGAAGCGAAACCACCGUCGUUAUACUCGUCCUUUCCUUUUUGACCUUUCGUUCUGCUGCUACUACUGUUGUACUCGUACCCAUCCCCGUCCCCGUUCCCUACAAGAGAUACCCUUGAUAUUUUCGUACUUUACGCCUCUUCGAGACCGCUCCUUCCUUCACACCCACCUGCAUCAAAGAAGUGACCCAGACCACCAACUACCUGGCUCACUUCACCCAGAAAAAAAAAACUUACCACCACUCUUCCUCUUCAACACUCAUAGGCUGGUCAUCACCAAACGCUCAUUGUGCCAUUGCCAUGAAGCAGAUCGUUAUUGGAUGAAAGCGCCGCCUGUCUGGAUGCAAUCGUCAAGCUGUUUGCAUUCCUCCGACACACUUCUCCCUCCGGCCGAUCGUUAUCACCGAAUUCGAGACACCACUUGCCCUCCCGUACCGAUCGAAAUCUUCACGAUCGCUUUUCUAAUUCGUCUCCGACUUCAUUGACUUCUAACCAAGAUGUUUUCCUCGUCGUGGUCAAGUCGAUGGGCUUUCCUCGCGGCCCUGUGGGCGAUUUUCGUCACCAACGCCUUCGCCAGCGUAUUGUAUUGUUCCGAUCUUAAUACUGCCAGCACGGGCAAAAGUGAGUGGUUUGGCAAUGACCAUCGUAGAGGUGGCAAUGCUAACCCUUCUUUCUUCUAGAUUCCAACAUAUACCAAUCCAAUGGCCUCUGCUCAGAUUUCUGCAGACCCACGUCCGCCUUCGCCGUCGUUCAAGGUGAUGGAUGUUGGUGCUCCGACUACGUUCCUGGCACCACAACUGAUGGCUGUGAUACUCCAUGCCCCGGUUAUCCCGCGGAAUUGUGUGGAGGAAAUUCAGUGUUCGGAUACAUUGCUCUAUCCAAUACACCUUCAGGAACAAAAGGUGCCCCUAGUUCUGCUCCAGCUACAACUGCUGCACCGGUUAGUGAUACCCCUUUCCUUCUUUUCCCAGCACCAUGUUCCCACGAGACUCCCGAAAUGCAUUCUCAGUCCCCUCGCACUGCUCUGUCGUCUCAUUGCCCGUGACGGCAAUCGUUUUGACUCGCAACAACAGGUGACUGUGACGGCCACGGCGGUGUCGGUCGCGGUAUCUACCGCAGUGUCCAUUGCUACUCCUGAUCCUGUAACUAUAUUUUCUGUUCUUACAACCGAUCCUCCUCAUUCCGAGACAUCAACGGCAGCUGUAUGGAUUUUCCUUGUGUUGCAAUCUGGAGAAUAUUUGGAGGAUAGAUAUAUAUGAAAUCUUGGGUUCCGAGUUCACGAGCUGACAUUUAUGCCGCCAGACCACGACUGCUCCCAACACGCCAACUUCGCCACCUCCGCCUCCUCCUCCUCCUAAAGAAGAAGAAACUACCUCGACUACCUCGACGAGCUCUCCUACAUGGACACCAACGCCAAUUAUUUCCCUGGAAACAGUGACCGGCCAAGUGAGAACGGUCACAGUGACCCCUACCGCUCCUCCAAACUCUUUACAGAACGCCGGAAAUCGCGUCCCAAGGCCUAGCAUGAACGGUAGCCAAGGGGGACUUAGUACCGGUGGAGCUGUCGGCCUCACUAUAGGCCUCAUUGUACUGUUCGGGACGGUUGCGGCCAUGAUCUGGUAUUAUAUGCGAAAGAAGAAGCAAGAGCGCACGGAAGAAGAUGGCUACAACAACAUGAGUAGAACGGCUAGUUUCACUGGUGUACUUGGCGGCCCAACACCCUCGCGAACGAUGAGCGAGAAUUCGCGAUAUAUUCUUGGAACGAAUGGACGAGAGGUGAUAGAGGCAUGGGAGCAUGACCCACCGGGAUCAAGAAAGAGCGGGCCAUUAAGGCCGGUGGAUCAACGAUUGGAUCCGUUUGCACCUCCAUAUCAACUGGGGGAUAAUCGAAGCAGAGACAGUGUAAACACCAUACGAGAUGAUCACGAUUACUCGAGACGUGUCCAACCAAUACGCCCCAUUCUUCGAGUUAAUAAUCCCGAUUAAUAGCGACAUCUUUCGCACCAUAUUUUCCUUCAUUACGCAUACGAAAUUAAUGACACAUUUCCACUAGUCAGAACCAUACAGGAUUUGGGCAUCACACCAUAUUCGGGUGACGCAGGCGUUGAAGCGGCUGCAUUUUCGACAGACAGGCAAUACCUGCAGAAUCAUUCUGACGAACAAGGUCUACCAUGAAACAGAUUUGAAGCGUGGCAUGUGCGGGCAGUCGACUGUUUGGCAUGGGGAGUCUGAAUUCGACUCAUAUUUGCUAUUAGCGAAUUGUUUUUCCUUGAUUGUAUUUAUAGAUUUUUCUUGAUCACUGAGCAUACGGGGGAGGAUGGGCCGGAGGGGAAUUGGAUUGAACUCAUACCUGCCACGGUAGCAAGACGGCAAAAGCAAUCGGGUGAAAUAAUUGGGGAUUCCUUCUGGACGGGGGAAGGGGAAAAGCUUGUACAUAUGGGGGUAGUGGUGCUACUACUACUUUAGCUAGCAUUUGAGCUUAAUUGCUGAUACGUCGCCAGUGGGGAGAAGCCGGGUACUGGAACAUAAAGUAAAGAUAAUUGAAGAAAACUCUGCAUAUACAAA
This is a messenger RNA of Hymenoscyphus albidus, 3285 nucleotides long. The record is from the annotation of a GenBank genome assembly. Lineage: Eukaryota; Fungi; Ascomycota; Leotiomycetes; Helotiales; Helotiaceae.